AUGUCAUUAUUAUUAAUAUUACGUCAGGUGUUUCGAUUUUGUCGUUCCAAAUGCCAUAAACUCUUCAAAAAGAAGCGUAAUCCACGUAAAACGAAAUGGACAAAGGCGUCGAGAAUGGUUCGAGGUAAGGAACUGCGCGGUGAUAGCACGGCUAUAGCUGAGAUGCGACAGAACGAGCCGUUGAAGUAUGAACGCGAACACUGGAAAGAGGCUGGUCAGUGUUAUUAG
This is a messenger RNA of Anisakis simplex (herring worm), 228 nucleotides long. Lineage: Eukaryota; Metazoa; Nematoda; Chromadorea; Rhabditida; Anisakidae. The record is from the annotation of a GenBank genome assembly.